AUGCGCGCUCCUAAUUUCUGGCUUUGGGCCUCUCUCGCGGCUCCGUCUUUUGCCGUUCACGCGCCUUGGAACCUUGGAAAUGGGUUUGAGCUCACAGUCAACAACAGCACCAACCGUCUGUCUAUCGCCCAGGAUGGCCGUACCAUCUGGGACACCGUGCCCGGCCAAGGAUUCCUCAGUGCCAGUGCAGGGGAUGACGAGGUCAUCGCCGCCAACGGUAACUUCAAGAUCAAUGAAGUAGACCAAGACAAGUGCAGUGGCCAGAAGAUCACAAAUGUUACUCUUCGCUCAUGGCACGGAAGUGCGAAUGCUCACGCUGCGGUCAUUGAGGGUCAACUCACUGGCUGUGGUGAUGCCAAUCUUGAUUUCUCUGUCGCCUUCUGGGUCCCAUCUGAGUUCCCCGAUCGUAUUGCCUUCAACGUUAAUGUCAACCCUGGGUCUUUGUCGCAUGCUGCCACAAAGGUCUUCCUUACCUAUCGGUCUUCGCCCAAUGAAGACUUCUACGGUCUCGGUGCCCAGGGGUCUUUCGCUUCCUUCAAGAAUCAGUCUAUUCCCAUCUUCUCUCGUGAGCAAGGAGUCGGUCGAGGCGACCAGCCUACGACCCGCCUUGAGAGUGAGGAUAGCUUUUUCGCUGGCGGAGAUCACUUCACUGCAUACUCCGCUGUUCCUCAAUACAUUAGCUCCAAUGCACGGGUGUUCCACCUGACCCAAGAGAGCUCUGCGUAUACCACCUUUGAUUUCACCGACCCCAGUGCUGUCACCGUGCGCUACGAUGCUCUCACUGUCGAUGGUUACUUCAUGCAAGCAACGGAUAUGCUGAAUGGAAUUUCUAUGCUUACCGAGUACACCGGCAGAAUGCCUGCAUUGCCCAAGUGGGUGGAUACAGGUGCCGUGCUUGGCAUCCAAGGUGGACAGUCAAAGGUGAACCGCAUUGUUGAGCAGGGACUCAAGCUUGAAUGUCCCGUCGCCGCAGUCUGGCUGCAGGAUUGGUCUGGCACUCACUCGCAGAGCGUGUCUUACAUGUCCUUGAAUGUUUCUCGUCUCUGGUGGAACUGGGAAUCUGACUCCACGCUUUACCCAACUUGGAACAAGUUUGUCCAGGCUCUCCGUGACGACCACAACGUCCGCACUCUGGCAUACAUCAACCCGUUCCUGGCCAAUGUUAGCUCAAAGCCCGAUGGAUACACCACCAACCUGUAUGAGGAGGCUACUCAGUUCGGAUACAUGAUCCAGAACUCUACCACCAACGAAACUUCCGUCAUCUCCAGUGGCCCGGGCCUUGACGCCGGUAUCCUCGAUCUUACCAACCCUGCUGGACGAUCCUGGUUCAAGGAGGUGUUGCUCGACCAAGUCUGGAGCGCCAACAUCUCCGGAUUCAUGACUGAUUUCGGCGAGUACACGCCGAUUUAUAAGGACACUCGCUUUGCCAACAAGAGCAUUAACCCAUUCUUCUACCACAACGCCUACCCUCGCGAGUGGGCUGCUCUCCACCACUGGAUUGGCAAGAACGUUUCGCAAUUCUCGGACUCCAUUCUGUUCCAUCGUUCAUCUGCCAUGGCAUCUAACCGGUACAUGAACCUGUACUGGGCUGGUGACCAGGAUACCAAUUGGGGCGUCAACGACGGCAUCAAGUCUUCCAUCACUGUCAUGGGCCACAUGGGUCUGUCGGGAUAUGCCCACGGCCACACCGAAAUCGGCGGAUAUACCACUACGUGGGACAGCAACGGUGUCGUCAAUCGUUCUUCCGAGCUGCUCGGUCGCUGGGGAGAGCUCUCCGCUGUCGCCAGCGCCGUGUUCCGCACCCACGAGGGCAACGUCCCCCAGGUGAACGCACAAUUUUACACAAACUCUACCACAUAUUCCUGGUUCAGCUACAACGCGCGCAUGUUUGCCAGUCUGGCAACUUACCGCCGCCGCAUUUUGGAUACCGAAAGCAAGCGCCUGGGCUGGCCUUUGCUCCGCAUGCCGGUCAUCUACCACCCCAACGACCCGAUUGCAAAGGCUAUCAGCUACGAGAGCUUCUACCUUGGUUCCGAUUUAUAUGUCGCACCAGUGCUUGACCCCGGUCGCACUAGCGUCAAGGUCUAUUUCCCCGGGAAGAACCAGACCUACACCCACGUGUGGUCUGGAAAGAAAUACCACGGCGGACAGAUCGUCCGAGUCUCUGCUCCUUACGGAAAGCCCGCGGUGUUCGUUGUCGGCACCCCGAAGAACAAUGACCUCCAUGACUUCCUGCAGUUUGUCCAGAAGGAGAACAGCACUGUGAUCCACUUCUAG
Penicillium soppii is the source of this 2277-nucleotide messenger RNA. RefSeq lists its product as uncharacterized. The transcript has a single exon. Gene Ontology annotation, molecular function: carbohydrate binding; hydrolase activity, hydrolyzing O-glycosyl compounds. The record is from RefSeq and is a predicted model, not a curated record. Gene Ontology annotation, biological process: carbohydrate metabolic process. Lineage: Eukaryota; Fungi; Ascomycota; Eurotiomycetes; Eurotiales; Aspergillaceae. Bases 1 to 2277 code for a protein of 758 amino acids.